CGCAGCAGGGACCCGCGCAGCCUGCUCCCGCUACACAGCACGAACUUCUACAACUUUUUCAGAGGCCAUUAAAUAAAGUCACCAAGCCAAAGAAUAGAGGUUACGACUUAAGGAGGUCACAACUCGGGCCAAAAAAUAAAAGAAAAAUUUAAAAAACAAAACAAAAAAAACCCACCAUUGGACUAAUAACUCAAGACUGUAAAAAUAAGGUAAAGCUGAAAAACUUACAUUCAACGGUCGUCAGGCACAGUAUGAGCCGCACCGUGGUGUUAUUCGUGGUGCUGGCAGUCGCCGCCGCCGCGCCGAUGGCAGCCGCGCAACGAAAUACGGCAGAUUCUUCGAUAGCUAAAGAUAGAGUUUUUCGACAGUCUGUGUUAAGCACUGGAAAAAAUGUACCGGCAAAACCCAAGUGGGGCUUCUUUGGGACCAUUUUUACCGUCAUCUUGGAGCAAAUCAACGAGACCAAAAGCGCAUAUAAUCAAAUUUCUGAUCUAGUUAAUAACAAUUUCGCCGACGACAACGCGGUUCCUGCAACUACUGACGCCACUACCAACACCACGGAAGCCACUAAGAUAACCAGAAAGGAGUUCCUUCAAAUUCUGGAUCGUAAUCUUAAAGGUCUUGCUAGACUUCGGAACUUAGAAUGGCGGGAAGCUAAAAAGGAUUCUCGAGCAAACUUGAAAGAAUACUGGAAUGAAAUAUUCAGUGGCAAGAAAACAAGAAGUACAAGAUAGCAUACACUUUUAGUUGUAAUUUUUAAUUUGGUGUAUAUUUUAGGAUGAAUUAUUUAGAUUUAAAACUCAAUUUUCUUUUCUGUUUUCAAGGGAUCUUUAUUAUUUUGUCUUUUGUGAAUUAUCUUAAGUGCCAUAGUUAUGGACAAAUAAGCCUUUUUAGUCGUAAAAUGUAUGUACAUAUCUAUACCUACAUAAUAUUAUUAUUUGCUCCUUGGUGCUGUAAUUAUUUAUUACGACUUACUUAAGUACGGAUUUUUAAAAGUACAGCUAGUACUAAGAUGUCAGGUUAUAAGGGUAAAAUUCUUGAACACCAAAGCAAAAAACUUACUGUGCAAGUCGCAACCUAUAAAUAAAGUGUAUUGUGUAGGUAUAUGAGUUAUAUGACUAGUACUUAUUCUCUUUUUGUGAUUCAUGUAGGUACUUAAUAAACUUGUUUGUAAAAGCAUUA
This is a messenger RNA of Aricia agestis (brown argus), 1182 nucleotides long. RefSeq lists its product as uncharacterized. NCBI's taxonomy places the organism in Eukaryota, Metazoa, Arthropoda, Insecta, Lepidoptera, Lycaenidae. The coding region runs from base 252 to 734 and encodes 160 amino acids. The record is from RefSeq and is a predicted model, not a curated record. The transcript has 7 exons.